Molecule: messenger RNA, 3671 nt
Organism: Homarus americanus (American lobster)
Lineage: Eukaryota; Metazoa; Arthropoda; Malacostraca; Decapoda; Nephropidae
Product: nephrin-like
Exons: 15
Coding region: 12-2756 (914 amino acids)
Molecular function (GO): protein binding
Source: RefSeq, a predicted model, not a curated record
ACACGUCGGCCAUGGCGAUGGUGAGCGAGCGCGCGCGCCUACCCUGUGACGUGACCUCUGCCUUGACGAACGACCGGGUGGUGCUGAUCCUGUGGUACCGUGGCUCUACCGGCACGCCCAUCUACAGUUUCGACGCUCGAGGGACGACCAUCCAUGACGGGAAGCACUGGUCAGACGAACGACUCCUGGAGAAGCGCGCGUACUUCGAACUGCUCUCAAGCAAUACGUGGAGUGGGUCGACAGCCCCAGGAGCUCACCUGGAACUGUUCCCCGUCCAGGACCGCGACCAGGCCACCUACCGCUGCAGGGUCGACUACCAGCUCUCCCCAACCAAGAAUACCAUUGUCAACUUCACCGUCAUAAUACCGCCCAACAAGCCAGAGAUCUACAAUGCCACGAACCAGCUUGUGACAGGCAAGACGAGCGCUUCCAUCAUCGGGCCGUACAAUGAGGGUGACCAGCUGGAUCUCAUAUGCAAAGUCACAGGAGGUCGGCCGGCCCCUCUGAUACUGUGGCUGGUGAACGACGAAGUGAGACGGACGGAGGUCGUGGAGGAGGAGGAAGGAAUCCUCAGCGCCUCCGUCAGUGUACCAGAGCUCACCCGUAGGCACCUUCACGCCGUGUUCGAGUGUCGCGCCUUCAACUUCAAUGGCUCAGAUCCUGUUACCUCUACAGUCACCCUCGAUAUGAACUUCCGUCCCGUGAACGUAACCAUCCUAAGUACCGCUGAUAAGCUGAGUGCCGGCACCGAGUACGAGUUGGUGUGCCAAGCCUGGGGGUCACGGCCCGCUGCCAUCAUCAGCUGGUGGAAGGGUGGCACCACGGCACUCAAGGAGGCUGUGAUGACGACGUCGCCGGAUAGUAACGUGACCACAUCCAUCGUCAAGUACAAAGCGGACAUGAUAGACAGUGGAAAGUACCUAACAUGCCGCUCAGAGAAUCAACUGAUCCCGAAUUCAGCCAAGGAAGACGGUAUCAAACUCAACGUACUCUACAAGCCAGUGGUGACGCUACAGAUGGGCAGCAGUCUCAACCCAGACAACAUCAAAGAGGGGGACGACGUAUACUUUGAGUGUCACAUCAAUGCUAACCCCACCGUCAGCCGGGUCUUCUGGUACCACAAUGGCGUCACCGUGGAACAUCGUGUACCCCGGGGCAUCAUCCUUCAGAACCAGACGCUGGUCCUUCAGAAGAUCAACAGGGACUCGGCGGGCCUCUACACCUGCGCCGCCAUUAACACUGAAGGCAAUGGCGAGAGUCAACCCGUCAACCUCAGAGUCAUGUACAAGCCGUACUGCCGGCGACACAGCAAGACGAUCUACGGGACGGCGCUGCACGAGCCUGCCAGCGUGACGUGCGAGGUGGAGGCCAGCCCGGGACCUGUCACCUUCAGGUGGACCUUCAACAACACCUCCGAGCACCUGCCCAUCCCGGCCUCCGCCGUCACCUCCCAGGGCCAGACCUCAGUGGCCAGCUACGCCCCCAAGAGCCACCUGGAUUACGGUACGCUGCUCUGCUGGGCCUUUAACACCAUCGGCGAGCAAAGUGUUCCAUGUGCCUUCGCCAUUAUCCCUGCAGGCCCGCCGGACCCGCCCAAGAACUGCUCCAUCGCCAACCAAACGACAGACACCAUCGAGGUGGAGUGUGUGGCAGGCUUCGACGGCGGCCUUCCCCAGACCUUCUACAUGGAGGUGUACGACUCGACGACAGGAACGCUACACCGCAACAUAUCGUCUGGGGAGCCGCUGUUUCUCCUGACGGCGCUACGGCCCGGCCUCGCCUUCCUCAUGGUCACCUACGCCGCCAACUCCAAGGGCAGGAGUGACGCGGCCCAGCUUGAAACCUUUACCCUCAAAGUGGCUGAGAAGCGUACAGGUCCUCCCGCGCUGCUAGAGUUCACUCCUUUCUUGGGCAUCGUCAUCGGGGUCGUCCUUGUCAUCUUUCUGGUCGUCAUCGUCAUCAUCAUCGUCUUCAAGUUCCGGAAACCACAGUCGAGCCAGGAGGAUGGUGCCUCAGGUGACCAGUUCAAGGGCGAGCUAGAGAACAAGCCCUUGAGCGUCGGGGUCUUGAGGGCGAGGGUGAAGGAGGGUACCAGUGCCGGGGACGUCGAGGAUAAUGACCCCGAUCUAAUACCACAUAAGGCUGACCUGAUGUCAUAUCCACACUACGAGACGAUAGAGCGAGAGGACACGGGUCAGCCACAGUUCGGUCAGGCCUUCGAGGUGAUGCCCACGGUUCGAGCCAUGCCGCUACAGCAUAAUCAGCCUGGAACGGGCGGUGAGGUGACCUACGUGGAGUUAGCAUUGCCUCUGGAGAACCAGAGUGCCGGCUAUUCCGUUAGCAGCGGUGGUGCUGGCGGUGGUGGUGGAGUUGGCGAGCCCUGCAUCUAUGCCACCAUAGACCACAGGAGGAGCCUCUGCAUCAACCCUCCCACCCAUGCCGUCGCCGCCCCCUCCAACGACGCCGUCAAUUUCUACACGCCACGUGACUACAGGAGAGGACACCCCAACUUCCACCACCACGCCAGUAACCCCAAUCUGUAUGCCACGUUAGACCAUAGGCGAGGGGGAACCACCACCACCACCACCACUACCACCACCAACCCCAACUUAUACGCCACACUACCACACCGGAGGGACACCUUUGUCACCAGCAUCAGCACCACCAACGUCAACAUCUCACCGCCAGGAUUUAGAGACAUUAGGAUGAGUUUGCGGACUCCUUUGGUCAGGAGGCCGAGCGAGAGUGCUGUGUAAAUAAGCGUGAAAACACUUUCAUACUUUCACUCUUGUCAGUUGAAGGUCUGAGCUCCAAGAUCCACAGACAUAUGUUAAUAGAAACAUCCUGUGACAUUACUGAUGACUGACAGGAAAGUUACAUUGUGGUUACUGACAAACUAAAUGUUUAUGUGUAUUCGUGUGGACCUGAGCCAGACUCCCUCACAGGCUGACCUAGAAAGUGAAAACACCAGUGAAGUUCCGAGUGUGAGGGUAAUAGUGUUGCAGGGAUACUAAGGCCAAAUUUGACUAAGAUGAUACCGUGUUUUGACAACAGUAUGAACAAGCAGUAAGCUAUUAUUUUCCAUGCUCUUCGCCACUUCUUACACACUUUGUUUAAUAGUGAAAUAUAAAAGUUUUCCCUCAUUAUCAACCAAUACAAUCGACGAUACGAAUCAGUUUGCAAUGUUUUUUUUGUAUGUUUUAUCAGUGGUGAAUCUAAUAGCUCACUGAAUCUACUGUAUUUUUGGUAUGUCAUUGCAUUUUGUUCCUAAUCAAUGUUUAGAGGUGAGUGGCAGUAGAUGGUGCGGGCAGUCGGCGUGAAAGUGAACCUGAGGCAGCAUCCAGUAGGCACGAGUCUGACUCUUAAUUCGCCUCCAUUGUGCGCCACUUGUAUAAAUACUGUAUAUAAUUCAGUGUCUAAAUGUACAAUAUGUAUUUGUUUAUAUAAUCCAAUGAAAAAGAAAACAUGGUGUCCAGAACAUGACGGAGACAGAGGCGGGUUUCUGUGAAGGUGUGACUUUGAUUCCGUCUGAGAAGCUAAGGGCGGCCUGUCCCUCCUUGUCACCAGCAGAGAAGAGGCGUGGUCUCUAUGUUUGCACUUCUCCCAGGAUUUCGUCGUGUCAAGAGAAAUUGUGUAUGGUAUUUUGGUUUCAAAAUAAAUGUAAAUACUUG